Vanessa tameamea is the source of this 1238-nucleotide messenger RNA. RefSeq lists its product as uncharacterized. The record is from RefSeq and is a predicted model, not a curated record. Lineage: Eukaryota; Metazoa; Arthropoda; Insecta; Lepidoptera; Nymphalidae. Bases 111 to 1151 code for a protein of 346 amino acids. The transcript has 6 exons.
AGGUACACAGACUGACUCUUGUCAAAAUUAAAUCGUCGUUAUUAAAUUAUUAUUGCGCUCAUGAAAAUAUAUAUACAAGUGUAUUAAUAAUCAUACGAAAUAUAAUAAAAAUGUUUGCUUCCAUUAAAACUUUUUUUAAAUGGAGUCCCAAAAAGAGCUUUGAAAACAAAAAUAAAACGUCAUCUUUAAUAUUCGUUUUAUUUGUAAAUAUCCUUGAAGAUGUUUUAUUUUGGAAAAAAAUAUGGUUAACUUUGUUAUUCUUUUUAUUUUUCAACGUGGUGUUUACAUCGUGUGUAUGUCGACAGCUAAAUAUAUUACAGUUUAUUUCUGGACUUUGUAUUUUAAUUAUAAGUAUCGAUGCGUUUGAGGCAUGGUUAAAAUAUAAACAUCGCAUUGCAUGUCUGAAAAGACUAGUUUAUCACGAAAACAAAAAUUUAAAAUCAGUCGCCCUUAAAGUUCAAACUUCGAUUGAAAAUAUGUGGACAGGUUUUAUAUAUUUACGUGAUAGAAAUCAUACUAAAGCUUUUUUGCUGCUUCAAAUAAUAUUGACCAUUAUGAUGUUAAUUGGAAAAUAUAUCAGUGGAUACACAUUAAUAUAUCUGUUAUGUACAGUAAUUUUUUUCUUAAAUAAACUUAUACCUCCAUUGGUAAAUAUUUUAAAAAAAGUUCAACAAAAUGCAGAAUCUGAUUUUGAACUCGAAGGUCUUAUCCCAGAAGAAACUGAUGUAAAUUUAGAUUUGCUGUCUAUUGAACCAGAUCAAAAACCUAUUAGGGAUGAAAAACAAAGUCUAGAUUAUUGGAAACCUGAAGAUUUACCUUUUGAAGAAGCAAGUGACAGUUCUGAUAAUAGUAGUUCAUUAGUAACUAAUUUAUCAAUUGAAAAAAUGAAAACACUAUCAAAAGAUGUUGAGGUAUCUGACUCUAGUGAAGAUGAGUAUAUGCCACAAGCACAGCCGUCUGAUCAGAUUCAAUCUACCUUAGAUGUACAACCAGUUGGAACCUGGAGUAAUGCCUUUAAUGUUCUGUCUAAUUUUGGAGGAACUGUUGCUAAUAUGGUAUACAGUACUCACGAAGAUAAGAAAAGGAAACGAGUUUCAAGUGUUGAUUCAUCAGAUGGAUUUGAAAUAAUCGACAAAACUGACUUACAGUAGACUAUGUACUUAAAAGUAAUAAAAACCAUCAACAAUUUAGUUUCACUAAAUAAUAGAUUUACAGUAAAAGAUAAUAAUUAUAGCAAA